Messenger RNA from Tupaia belangeri chinensis (Chinese tree shrew), 1154 nucleotides. It is a transcript of the gene HOXD13, whose product is annotated as homeobox D13. Bases 1 to 1011 code for a protein of 336 amino acids. Gene Ontology annotation, molecular function: DNA-binding transcription factor activity, RNA polymerase II-specific; DNA binding. Lineage: Eukaryota; Metazoa; Chordata; Mammalia; Scandentia; Tupaiidae. The transcript is spliced from 5 exons. The record is from RefSeq and is a predicted model, not a curated record. Gene Ontology annotation, biological process: regulation of DNA-templated transcription.
AUGACGCCGGUGGCAACCAUUUUAACGAAGAUCAAUCUUCACUCAAGGCCGCUCCUCAUCUCCUCCCGCGCUUGCGCCCCACCCUCCCGAGCCCAUGAAGCACUGUGCCUGCCGCUCCCUAGCAGCCGAAACCGCCGGGACGCCUGGCUCCGCUACUCCCAGCAGUCGCAGUCGCUGCCCCAAGUGACCCCUGAGGGUCUCUCAACCAGUCUCCGCUUGCUCCGGGGACAGAAUGGACCAACUUGGUCCUGGCUCGGGGUCUUUCGCGGGCUAGGGAAGGCGGUGCCGGGGCUGGAAGCCCAGCUCCGGAGGCGACACUCAGCUGGCGUGAGUGUAAAGGCGAAUAGCGUGGACCGGGCAUCCAUGGACUUUUCUGCUCCAAGAGAUCGUCAGCGUAUGUCGCACGGCGUGGGCUUGCAGCAGAAUGCUCUCAAGUCGUCGCCUCAUGCUUCGCUGGGAGGCUUCCCGGUGGAGAAGUACAUGGACGUGUCGGGCCUGGCAAGCGGCAGCGUACCAGCCAACGAAGUGCCCACGCGAGCCAAGGAGGUGUCCUUCUACCAGGGCUACACGAGCCCCUACCAACACGUGCCUGGCUAUAUCGACAUGGUGUCCACCUUCGGUUCCGGCGAGCCUCGACACGAGGCGUACAUCUCCAUGGAGGGCUACCAGUCCUGGACGCUGGCCAACGGGUGGAACAGCCAGGUGUACUGUGCUAAAGACCAGCCACAGGGCUCCCACUUUUGGAAAUCGUCCUUUCCAGGGGAUGUGGCUCUAAAUCAGCCAGACAUGUGUGUCUACCGUCGGGGGAGGAAGAAGAGGGUGCCCUACACCAAACUGCAGCUCAAAGAACUGGAGAACGAGUAUGCCAUUAACAAGUUCAUUAACAAGGACAAGAGGCGGCGGAUCUCAGCUGCCACGAACCUAUCUGAGAGACAAGUGACCAUUUGGUUUCAGAACCGAAGAGUGAAGGACAAGAAAAUUGUCUCCAAACUCAAGGAUACUGUCUCCUGAUGUGUGGCUACAGUCUAAAUGCCUUCAUUUGUCUCCAAAAGACUUUUAGAAAGACUUGAAUAUGUAUUUAAUUCCCCUCAUCCCAUGCCAGUGAUGGCGAAUUUUGUGAAUUGUUUUUCUCUCUUCCCCUUCUCUGGCUUUUG